Molecule: messenger RNA, 3777 nt
Organism: Candida albicans SC5314
Lineage: Eukaryota; Fungi; Ascomycota; Pichiomycetes; Serinales; Debaryomycetaceae
Exons: 1
Coding region: 1-3777 (1258 amino acids)
Biological process (GO): protein targeting to peroxisome; protein processing; protein quality control for misfolded or incompletely synthesized proteins
Cellular component (GO): peroxisomal matrix
Molecular function (GO): ATP binding; ATP hydrolysis activity; ATP-dependent peptidase activity
Source: RefSeq, a predicted model, not a curated record
AUGGCAAAAUACAACAACAAUAGUAAUGCCUCUAAGGCAACAAAUUUGAAACAACAAGUCGUUUUACCUACUUAUACUUUGGAUUCAAAUUUGGUUUUAUUACCAGGGAUAAUGUACAAUGUAACAUUUUCCAGAUUCAAAGCUGCUGCAUUGUUAUAUCGUUAUAAAAAUUUCAUUUCACAAGUUUCUAUCAUUAACAACUUGUUGAAUGAAUACGAUUUUAAUAGUGGCAACACCAAUGAAGAAGAACGUUUUGAAGCUGAACAAAAAUUGGAGCAACCAGAAACAUAUCAUGAGAUAAACCCUAGUGUGAUUUCGCCAGAAGCUGUUGAAGGUAUUAAAGAAUUUUUCCAAUAUGAGACUGGUAUGAAAACCGGUCGAGGAGUAGAAAAAGGGGUCAAAUCUACACAAAACGAUGCUAUUAAAGAAUUUGAUUGGUUAACAUUAGCAAUUAUACCAAACUUGGAAAAAAUCAAGAAUCCAGAAACCAACUCUAGUGCUGGUGAUGGAUCAUCACUGUCCAAAGUAGUUACUGUUGCUAGGAUUGUCGGUAUAGUUGAUGAUACUACCAAUAUCAAAUUAACUUUGCAAGCAAUCACCAGAGGUGUACAAAUAAAAGAUGAUGGCAAAAACAAUCACCACAAAAGAGGAUUGAAAACAAAUGAACAAGUUAUUGGAAUUGAUUGGAAUCAUAAUGUUUCUGAUUUAAAAGGGAAAUUCACUACUUUACAGAAAAAUUAUCAACAAUUAUUUCAAUCAAUAGAUAAGUUUCUUAUUGAUUACCGUGAAGCAUUGGAUUAUAAUAAGAAUAAUAGUAACAACAACAAUAAUAACAACAAUAACAGAAACGGUAAUUUAUCUUUAAUCAAAGGUAAUAGUACCACUUACAGCAACAAUAAAAAUUAUGAUGAUAAACCAAAUCAAGAUAUUAAGAGUCAGAAUUUAUUGACACUUAAUCCUUUAGCUAAUGCCUUAUAUAUGCAAUUAGUUGGUUCAAAAGAUUUUAACAAGGCGUUCCAUCGUUUACAAAAAUUGUUUUCUCAAGUCAUUCAAGGUGAUGAGUAUAAAAUUGAUAAUGAAACUUAUUUAAGAUUAGUUGAUUUGACAUGUGGGAUUUUACCAUUCCCAAAUUUCCAAAAAUUGGCAUUAUUGAAUGAGUAUAAAUUGGAUGAUCGAUCAAUAUUAAUCAAUGAAAUGAUGUCACAAUUGAUUCAAAUUUUUGGAAAUUUACAGACCAAUACUUCAUUUGUCAAUAGUUGGUUUCAUAGUGAGGCAACAAAUAUUCAAAAGGCAACUGUUGUUGCUAAUCAAUUGAAAUCAAUUAGAAACUUAUUAGAAGGAAUGACCAAGAAUCGACCAAUAAAACCAAACAAGAGAAACUCAGGUCCAGCUUCAUCAGCUCCUUCAUUUUCCAAUGGCAAAACUCCUCCUGCUAGACCAAAGGUGAACCAUCAUCAAGAUGGAUCUCAUGGACAUGAUAGUGAUUACGACAACAAUGAUGACGACGAUGAUGGAGAUGAAGAUUUGAAGGCGAUUUUCAAUUUUAUUAAACAUAAAUUACCUACUAUAUCUUCAUUAUCUGCCGAUUCAAAACGUUUAAUUCUCAAAGAUUUCAAACGUGUUAAGGCAUCAGCAAAUUCCCCAGGUGGAGGUGGCAAUUCUGAUUUCCAUGUUUUACGUAAUUAUUUAGAAAUUGUUAUGGAUAUACCAUGGGAUAAUUAUGUGACUAAAUUCAAAUCUAAUAAAGAUAUUGAUUUGAAAUUAGCUAAAAAACAAUUAGAUGAUGAUCAUUAUGGAUUAGAACAUGUGAAAAAAAGAUUAAUACAAUAUUUAGUAGUAUUAAAGUUGUUGGGUAUUAAUGCUGAAAAAGAUCAAGCUCUACAAUCCAAAGACGAAGAGAAUUCCAAAAAUCCAGCCCAUUCUGAUUCCAAUUCCAAUUCCAAUUGUAAUUCUAACUCAAGAUCAUUAACCAAAUCUCCAACAUCUUCAUUGGCAUCCAAAACACCAUCAUCUAUUGUCAUAGCAAAUAAUGAUGAAACAUAUUUAGCUAAACAACAAGCUAAAACCAGAAAUCAAAAAUCAAUUACUGAAGCUAAAACCAAUGUUUCAACUAAGAUGGUUCCUUCCAAUGAAUCUAUUCAAGUAUCUAAAAACAAUAAAUCACCAAUAAUUAUGCUUGCUGGACCUCCAGGUACUGGUAAAACAUCAUUAGCUAAAUCAAUUGCUUCUGCCUUGGGACGUAAUUUCCAAAGAAUAUCUCUUGGUGGAAUUAAAGAUGAAAGUGAAAUUAGAGGACAUAGAAGAACUUAUGUUGGAGCCAUGCCUGGAUUAUUAAUUCAAGCAUUACGUAAAUCCAGAUGUAUGAAUCCAGUGAUUUUAUUAGACGAAAUUGAUAAAGUUAUAGGUGGUAAUUCUGGUGGUGUCAAUAAAUUUAAUGGUGAUCCUUCUGCAGCAUUAUUAGAAGUAUUAGAUCCAGAACAAAAUAAUACUUUUAUUGAUCAUUAUUUAGGAUUCCCAGUUGAUUUAUCCCAAGUGAUUUUCAUUUGUACUGCUAAUGAUCCAUGGAAUAUGACAAGACCUUUAUUGGAUAGAUUAGAAAUGAUUGAAAUUGGUGCUUAUGAUUAUAAUGAAAAAUUAAUCAUUGGUAAAAAAUAUUUAUUACCUAGACAAAUUAAACGGAAUGGAUUCCCAGUUACAAAAGUGGGUAAAAAUAAUACCGGUAAUCAAGAUGAAUUUAUUAAAAUCAAUGAUGACACUAUGAAAAAAGUUAUACUUGAUUAUACAAGAGGAGAAGCUGGAGUAAGAAAUUUUGAAAGACGAUUAGGAACUUUAUGUCGAUUUAAAGCCGUUGAAUAUUGUGAAUGGUUAAAUAAAGACAUUAAAAAUUAUAAUCCUAUAAUUGAUGAAAAUGAUUUACCAAUAUAUUUAGGAGUUCCAUAUUCUCUGGGUGAUGUCACUACUGAAGGAACAGUGGGAGUUGGAGUUGUUCAUGGAUUAUCAUAUAAUUCUGAUGGAUCGGGAUCAGUAUUAGUUUUUGAAAGUAUUGGAUUUGAUAGAAGAAUCAGUAAUGGUAAUAAAGAACAUAAUGGUGGUGAUGGCAGUGGUGGAAAUGGAGCUACAUUAAAUAUGACUGGUAGAUUAGGUGAAGUAUUAAUGGAAAGUGGUAAAAUUGGAUUAGUAUUUAUUAAACUGAUGAUUUAUAAAAACAUCUUAAAAUUUGAUAACAACAACAACAACAACACCAACAGACAUUUAUUAUUGGAUAAAUAUAAUAAUUUGGAUAUUCAUAUGCAUGUUCCUAUGGGAUCAGUAUCUAAAGAUGGUCCAUCAGCAGGUGUUACCAUGGCAUUACUGUUUUUAUCAGUAUUAUUAGAUAAACCAGUACCAUCAGAUAUUGCCAUGACGGGAGAAAUCACUUUAAGAGGUAUAGUAUUACCUAUUGGAGGAGUUAAAGAAAAAUUGAUGGGGGCUCAUUUAAAUGCAAAUAUUAAACGAAUGAUUGUUCCUAGAGAAAAUCGUAAAGAUUUAAUUAAAGAAUAUAGUAGAAGUAUUGAAGAAGCUGGUGAAGUAUUAGAUCAUCAUUUAAUUAACGAUUUAAUUAAAGAUAAUGAAGAUAAUGAAUUCAAAUUAACUCAAGUGGAAGAUUAUUAUCAAAAUAAAUAUGGUAUUUCCUUGUUUUAUGCUAAAGAAUUUUAUGAUAUUAUUAAAAUUGUUUGGAAUGAAGAUGAAGUGUUAUUGAAAGAAAAUAAUUCAAGAUUACUUGAAUAUCAUAUUUAG